Saprolegnia parasitica CBS 223.65 is the source of this 987-nucleotide messenger RNA. RefSeq lists its product as hypothetical. Gene Ontology annotation, molecular function: protein-cysteine S-palmitoyltransferase activity. The record is from RefSeq and is a predicted model, not a curated record. NCBI's taxonomy places the organism in Eukaryota, Oomycota, Saprolegniomycetes, Saprolegniales, Saprolegniaceae. The transcript has 9 exons. Gene Ontology annotation, cellular component: Golgi apparatus; endoplasmic reticulum. The coding region runs from base 41 to 973 and encodes 310 amino acids. Gene Ontology annotation, biological process: peptidyl-L-cysteine S-palmitoylation; protein targeting to membrane.
UCGUGGCAGAAAGGCGCGUGUCGCAGUGUGAAAUUGCAACAUGAUGGUCGUCGUCCGCGCCGCCAAGCGGGUCUGGGCCUGGUUCUUCGAGGAGCGCAACUGCAUCUUCCAGCUCUUCUACCUCUCGCUCCUCUCGCUCUGCUACGGCGUGCUCGUCUCGGAAGCUUGGCACACGCUCGACCUAUUGGACCGGUCGAUUGCGAUCUUCUUUGCGUUCGCUUGCUUGGGCCUCUUUGUCCGCGUCUCGUUCGUGGACCCUGGUGUCAUCACCCAUCGAAACCUCGCGACGCAGCAGCACUACCCAGACCACGAUGCGCUCUACCCCCGUGGCCGCGUCUGCCGAACCUGCAAGACCCUCAAGAUCCCGCGCUCCAAGCACUGCCGCGUGUGCAACCACUGCGUCGCCCGCUUCGAUCACCAGCUCGUUAGCUGCAUCUGGGUCAACACGUGCAUCGCCAAGCACAACUACAACGCGUUCUUCUUCUUCCUCGUCGUCAAUGUCUGCGGAAGCAGCCACCUCGUGUACCUCCUCUGCAGCGUCUUCAUCGACAAGAUGACGCACUCGCUUGCUGAUGCGCGCAACGCGUCGGUCGCGCUCCUGACCCAAGUGCUGACCGACAUCAUCUUGUCGCCAGAGAACGGUCGCGUCGCGUUCGUCGCAUCCCUCGCGCUUGCGGUUUGGUUCCUCGUGAGCCUCCUCCUCGGGUGCCAAAUGGGCCGCGUGUACCGCAACUGCACCGCGAACGAGCACUUCAAGCGCCAGCGCCUCCACAAGGAGCACGCGGACGACGUGCCUGCGCCGACGCGGCCGGUUGCCUUUGACCUGUCGUGGGGCGGCGUUGGGCUCGUGGACGCCGAGACGUCGUUGGUCCUCACCGCCGACGACAUUGAGCGCAACCCGUACGACGGCGGCGUCCUGCACAACCUUUGCGAUGCCUUCAACAUCCACGAUCGCAAAGAUAAAACCGAUUAGGAAGACAUCUCGUG